Helicoverpa armigera (cotton bollworm) is the source of this 898-nucleotide messenger RNA. RefSeq names its product small ribosomal subunit protein uS3 (gene RpS3). Gene Ontology annotation, cellular component: cytosolic small ribosomal subunit; nucleus. Bases 129 to 860 code for a protein of 243 amino acids. Gene Ontology annotation, biological process: translation; positive regulation of apoptotic signaling pathway. The record is from RefSeq and is a predicted model, not a curated record. Lineage: Eukaryota; Metazoa; Arthropoda; Insecta; Lepidoptera; Noctuidae. The transcript is spliced from 4 exons. Gene Ontology annotation, molecular function: RNA binding; structural constituent of ribosome.
AAUAAAAGCGAUUUGUUCGGCAGUUGACUCAGCUUGUGAAAAAAACUUCGUUUCUGAACGAACACCAAAACUGACAUUGACGUUUGUAUAAUCUGUUUCCGGCCUUUUCCUUCGCUCCCGUUGCAAUCAUGGCGGUGAACAACAUUUCUAAAAAGCGAAAAUUCGUCGGAGACGGAGUUUUCAAGGCGGAACUCAAUGAGUUCUUGACCAGGGAGCUUGCUGAGGAUGGCUACUCCGGCGUGGAGGUGCGCGUCACUCCGACUCGCUCGGAGAUCAUCAUUAUGGCCACCAGGACACAGAGCGUGCUCGGAGAGAAGGGCCGCAGGAUCCGUGAGCUGACCUCCGUGGUGCAGAAGAGGUUCAACAUCCCGGAGCAGUCCGUGGAGCUGUACGCCGAGAAGGUGGCGACCCGCGGUCUGUGCGCCAUCGCGCAGGCUGAGUCGCUCAGAUACAAACUCAUUGGAGGACUUGCUGUGCGUCGUGCAUGCUAUGGUGUCCUCCGUUUCAUCAUGGAGUCUGGUGCCCGUGGUUGCGAGGUUGUCGUGUCCGGCAAGCUGCGUGGUCAGCGUGCCAAGUCCAUGAAGUUCGUGGACGGCCUCAUGAUCCACUCUGGAGACCCAUGCAAUGACUACGUCAACACAGCCACACGUCACGUGUUGCUCAGACAAGGAGUGCUUGGUAUUAAGGUCAAGAUCAUGUUGCCAUGGGACCAACAAGGCAAGAACGGCCCCAAGAAGCCACAGCCCGACCACAUCCUGGUGACGGAGCCCAAGGACGAGCCCGUGCCCCUGGAGCCCACCAGUGACGUGCGUUCCCUUGCGCCCGCGCCGCUGCCGCAGCCCGUACCCGCUGUCGCUUAGGUCUUAAGCUAAUUAAUACAAAAAUAUUGAAAAGCCUA